Messenger RNA from Talaromyces stipitatus ATCC 10500, 593 nucleotides. RefSeq lists its product as uncharacterized. The annotation marks the transcript as partial. Lineage: Eukaryota; Fungi; Ascomycota; Eurotiomycetes; Eurotiales; Trichocomaceae. The record is from RefSeq and is a predicted model, not a curated record. The transcript has 5 exons.
AAGCAGUUCACACUUUAACUCCAAAGGCCAAGCCAUCGCCAUACGCAAAGCCAUGAUAGACAUCAGACUUGACACAGCUCCAUCAUAUAUAUAUAUAUACUGGAGAAAUCACGCCCGCUUAGAGAGACGGGCAGGACGGGACGUUACACACCUGGAAGAGAUGGCCGAAAACAAUAAUAAUAUAUGGAAGGCCGCCAAGUACCUAAAGUCUAGAGAGAAUAUAGCGUUUGGGAAAGUACCACAGCUCAAGAGAACAGAUAGAACCAUCACUACUAACUAUGAGAAACAAAUAGAAGAACUAUUAGCUAAAUUCUUUCCCCCCCUGCCAGACGAUAUUGAUGAUGAAGGACCUAGACCACAGAGAGCACCAAUAGAGAUGCCUACUAUUACCAUAGAGGAAGCACUGGGAGAAGAUGGCCUGCCGGCGAUAGUUUGGAAGAUAACUUGGGCCGUGGUCAAACAUAGGGUCCUUAACCUAUUCUCCACGUCCCUAGAAGAGAGCACGUUACCAACGACACUUGGUAAGAAAGGAUCUCCCACGCAGUGGAGACAUACAGCCUACUCCCCACAAGCCACUUUGGAGCUCGGAAACA